Nilaparvata lugens (brown planthopper) is the source of this 4572-nucleotide messenger RNA. RefSeq names its product N-acetyltransferase ESCO2. Gene Ontology annotation, cellular component: nucleus; chromatin. The transcript has 10 exons. NCBI's taxonomy places the organism in Eukaryota, Metazoa, Arthropoda, Insecta, Hemiptera, Delphacidae. The coding region runs from base 209 to 2104 and encodes 631 amino acids. The record is from RefSeq and is a predicted model, not a curated record. Gene Ontology annotation, biological process: mitotic sister chromatid cohesion. Gene Ontology annotation, molecular function: protein-lysine-acetyltransferase activity.
UGGCGGCUCUUGUGUCUUGUGUUUGGCCUGGUCUUGGUGCUUCUUGCUUAGAAACUUUUGAAGGUGUGAAGUAAAGUUAAUGGAUUGUGUUGGAAAUUUUAGUGUUUAGUUGACAUUAUCAACAUAAUAUUACACUGUGAGUUUCUUUUGGAGCUAUUCUACAUCAUCUAUUACGUAACUUUAGUGCUCAUAUAGACAUAACCGCAACAUGGAGACUGCCUUCCGAACUCCUGAUAAAGGAGCUAAAAGUGCUCCUGCGAAAGUAUUACUGUCAAAAUCAGAUGUGAUGAGCGUAUCAAGUCGCAAGUGCUUGUUUCCCGAUAAUAGUUGGCGCUCAAAGAAAGUAUCCGAUGAUGAUGAUGACAUGAACAAGCCGACCGUCAUUGACACUUACCUCAAGCCAUCCAGUUUCUAUGGAAAUUCGGCACCCAUCACAAAGACUGACUUCCCCAAGGUUUCCAGACCUCUUCCAGAUGCCAGUUACAAGUCAAGAGUCAGGCUGUUCCAUGACGGCUCAUUGAAAAGGAAAAGGUCUAUUGGAGGAGGCAGACGCUCUCUCGGUUCACUCAAGCGACCGAAAAACGAGAUCUACACGGGCGUGAGUCACUCGAUCAAGCCGCGGAAGCCGGUCGUCGCCAACGGCAAGAGGAGGUCUUCGUCGGCGACCCGCGACAGCCCUGGAGGCAGCAGCAGUGACGUCAGUCCCACACGCAGUUCACCCGGGACUCAGUCCGACAAACAGUUCGAGUCGCCCAGCAAGACUGACAACAUCCUGUUCCGCGACUCCCUCGUUUACACCACGCGCAAGACGCCCAGGUCUAUGAAGAAGUCGUCAUCGUCCUCCAAGAACUCGUGGUCGAUGAAGUUCACCAAAGCCAGGCGCGAGGAGGUGAGCGAGGGAGAGGGCGAAUCGGGCAAGAAAAGGAAGUUCUUCAAGAGCACCGGAAAGUCGCCGAUAAGCCCGUACAACGUGAUCCUGCCGGAGAAGACAAAACGCCGCAAGCUGUUGAGCAACACCCAGGACGAAGUGAACAUGUACAAGCACCUGGGCACUGCCAGCGACAUCCUCGACCUGAUAGAGGACGGCCGUGUUCUCGAGGAGCACGACGAACAGCGUACCGAGGAUGUCAGCAAGCUGAUUGGCCAGCUGGCCGACGAGAAUGACGAGAAUAUGCCGAUUGACAACCUCCUCGACAUCACCCAAAACACUAACAAUCUAUCCAUUACUGACAGUCCGCAGUCCAAUUUGAAUACUCCACAGAAAAUACUUGGAGUUACUCCUCUUGGGUCUUCUCCCAGACGAUCGCCACGUAUAAGAACGCCUACGAAGCUAUUCUCUAUUUUCGAUAAGAGUUCUCCAAGAUUCACCGAUAUCAGCAACAUGACGUCGGCUGGGAAGUCGCCAUCGAAGGGUAAGAGAAGCCCUGUGAAGACUCCGGCCAAACUGAGGCCGAUUAGCAGCGAUCAGCUGCAGAUUGACGUCGGCCAGAAGAAGCUGGGCGAGAAGGUGUGCCCCACCUGCAGCCUCGUCUACCAGAUGGGAGAUCCCGAUGACGAGCUCCAACACGAAAAGUAUCACAACAACCACGCGCUCUUCAAGUUUCUCGGCUGGCAGAACGAGAGAGUAAUCAGACGUUACCGCAUGGACCGAGUGGUGCUGGUCCUCCCUGCCGAUCAGAAAGCCUGGUGGGAUCGAGUCAAGGGACUCCUGCAAGUCAUUGACACGGAGCUUGGUUAUCUCCCGGAGGAACUCCACCCAGAGUUGCAGUUUCUGAUGUAUGUUUCGAACAAGAAGAUAAUAGGCUGCCUGGCUGCGUUGCCUGUCAACAAAGCGUACAAAAUGCUGAUGAGCGAGUCGGACAUCGACAUGUGCUCCGAAGAGUCCUACCCUGUCAAAUGUGCCGUCAGCCGAGUUUGGACUCACAAAAAUUUCAGAAAAUCUGGCAUCGCUUCUAAGCUUAUGGAUUGUCUCAGAUCCUCUUUCCUACCCGGCGAGUACCUUCAAGUUGAUGACGUAGCAUUUUCGGUCCCAACAGUCGAUGGAAGGAUCUUCGCACAGAAAUACACAAAACGUGAAGAUUAUCUAGUCUAUACCGGAUGGUAAAAAAAUAGGUACUAGCCAAAUGAGAGCUGGAUUUAUUCCAGUAUCAGAUCUUUGUGAUGAUUGUUUGUGUAGAUAAUGUUAUUUAGGUGUGUGUUUUUGACUUAGAUGUAAUUUGACUAUAGCUUGGUCAAUAUUGUUGUAGUGCAACAUUCUGUUGUAAUUCAAAGCCUUUAAAGGAAACAAAAAAUGACAAUAGUUCUAAAAUUGAUAAAAAAUAUUAAUUUCAACUUUCGUAAUUCAAUCAAUAGCUCAUUCUAAUUGAAGAAGUUUAAAUGAGAAAUUACUUCUUUAUAUUACGCUUAUUUCACUUGAAAGUAUUUUGCUUCAUUAGGUAAAGUUGAUACCUCAUAUUCUUGAUACGAAAGUAUAUCCUUGAUACAUUAUUAUAUUCGACUGUAACAAAAUGUUGUUUGAGGUUAGGAUCUCAACUUUUCUAUAUCAUACUAUUUGCUUUAUUUCACCCAAGUGUAUUCUAAUAGUAUAAUAUACCUCAAUAAGUAAAAAUGAAAAAUAGCUAAAAAAUCAUAUUGCACUUAUUUCAACAACUUAUUUACUAUUAAUAUCUCGAGGAAAAGAAAAAAUAGAGUUGAUACACAAUACUCUUCAUACAUAAGAAUACAAGUAUACCCUUGCUACAUUUUUAUAUUCCUCUGAAUGAUUGAGAUAGAGAUAUCCUAGUUUGCUAGCGGUAAUUUUCCUAGAGUUAGUUGACUAGUAUCCUAAAAUUAAUAUAGAGUAUUAAGUGUAUAAGAAUACUAAUUAGAGGAGUAGACUAUAAUAAAUUAUUAUUAAUUGUUCUUCAUAUUAGCGUCAACGCAAACGAUUCUUUUUUGUUUUCAAAACAAGUCAGCAAUAUCUUUCAUUGAGUAUUCUUUAAUUUCCAAGUCAUCAAUGAAAGACAUUACUCACAGAUGGUUACGCGUAAUUUGUGUUGUUGUAGCCUAUAUUAAAUAACUUGGUAAAAUGAAAAAGCUUCUUUGUUUGGCUGACUCAUUUAUUAUAAGCUACAUAUUAGAAGAGCCAAAACUUUGUUUCAAACCCAAGAUUAAAUUGAUUCAUUUGCCCAACUCUAAAAUAUCUUCAAGCUGCUCAAGAAGGUCUUCUGAUAUUCUUUUCAAUUUGAAAACGCUGCUUUAGGCAAGAAAGUCUGAUAGAUUCUCAAACGUUUUACCUCUCAAUGAAAUUUUAUUUCGUAAUGCUGGAUUUGAAACAUCAUAAUAUCUUGAUGUAUUUUAUAAUCUUGAUUGAAGGUUUUCAAUAGACCCCAUUGGUUAAAUGCAGAGUUUUUUAGACUCAACCUCGAAUCUAUAACAAUAGAUCUACUAACCUUGAGAAUGUGCUGGAAUCCUAGAUUAAUCAUUUAUGUGCACUCGCUCUCAAUAUUGUUGUUAGUCCAAUGUAGUGCCUCUCUGCUUCUCUAUACACUUGCUGCUUCUUAAAGAACUUCGUUUUGAAGUCUGAUUUAUACAUUUUAUUGAAUAAGAUAAUCUUUUUAUACUUCACGCGCUAUUCACGAUGAAAGAAAUAUUCAGUUUGACCAUUUAGCUUUCUUUUAAGAAUAAUCUAUUGUUUUGAUUAGUAUAUUGUUAGCUUGGAUUGUUCGCACAUAAUUAUGUUACUUAUAAAAUAGUCUUGAUUUUAUCAUUAUUUGUCUGAAAUGUAUUUUUGAUAAACUUUUUAAGACUGGUAGUAUUUGAGCAGAAAAUAGUUUUUUAAGCAGUUAAAAACAAUUUUAAGUAUGUACGGUAUAUGUUUUAUAGUUUGGUACAGCAGAAUUAAACGUACAAAGUUGAUAGUUAAAGUUUUUAUAGUAAUAGGAUUCGUUUAGGUGAAAUUGGUAUUUUUCAAUAGAAACUUGUGUUAGAUUUGCAUUUGUUAUUGUUAUAAUGCGAUAAUUUUUUACGUUGCACACAAUUUUCAAGAAGUGGAUUAUACUUGUACAAUAUAUUAUACAAUAUUUACUUGUUUGAUGCGCUGAUAAACUGUCUGAUCUACUUAUUUUUCAUUAGUUCAUCUCUUAUGGAGAAAACCAUGAAUUGAAUAACUUGGAAGUGAUUGAUAAUAACUUUGCCUAACAUUAUCCGUCCAAUUACAAUUCGAUUCUUCUACAGUGCUAAAGAAGCUAUGUAGCCUAUGUAUUUUAAAAUGUUUCUUGUUCAUUCUUAUAGAAUUUCUUUAUCCGUUUCUAAUCAUGAUCCUGAAGAAUUAAUGCUAAUUUUAAGUUGCUUAUACACCAGAACUUCAAGUCACUAGACUUGAAAGUGAUUCUGUUUAACAUCUCGGUUAUAUUCUUUGAUAUAUUGCUAUAUUCAUCAUACCUAGUUAUAAGUUAUUAAAAAUACAAUGUUCAAGCAGGUUUAUGAAGCUAAUUUUAUUGAUAAUGUGAACAUUCUACAUGAUAAAACAUCUUGUUUUAAAUUAUUUCUCAAAUACUAAUUAUUGUCGCAUUUGUUUUCAAUUUACACUAA